AUGACCGCAUCCCUGAGGGAAGUGCUGAGGAACACUCUGGUCAACCUCCCUGGGGACGAUUUUAAGAGGUUUAAGCACUACCUUCGGGACCAGGGCCGAAUCCCAUGGGCAAAGCUGGAGAAAGCAGACAGAGACGUCACUGUUGACUUGAUGGUGCAAGUUUACAGCAGGGAAGCUGGGGACAACAUGUUGUCCAUCUUGAAGAAGAUGAAUAACAACCAGUUGGCCUUGGACUUGGAGAGACAUCUGAGAAGAUUGGUAGACCAGCAGUACUCCCCAGGUCUGGCCGGAGGGGGUGAAGGGGUCAACGUGAACGCCACUGCUGGAUGUGGAGGGACGGUGAACGCCCCAGCCUUAACAGGCUGCACCAUCUAUGGCUCUGUCACAAUCAGUUUAGGAGGAAGGCCCGUGCCACAGGAAGAAAUGGGAACUGUUGACCUCAGGAUUGUGCUGGUGGGUACGACUGGAUCUGGAAAAAGUGCAACAGGAAACACCAUCUUGGGAAGAGAAGCGUUUGAAAGGAAUGCUCUACCCAGUCACGUGACUGACAGCUGUGAGAGACAUUGUGGGGAAGUGGAGGGUAGAAACAUUGCAGUCAUUGACACACCAGGAAUCUAUGACAGGAACAAGACUGAUGACCAAAUGAGGAAACUGAUGGCCCAGUGCAUCAACCUGUCUCUCCCUGGACCCCAUGUGUUCCUGCUGGUGAUCAGACUGGGAGUGAGAUUCACAAGGGAAGAGGAGAAAGCCGUAAAUUGGAUCCAGGCCAACUUUGGAGAAGAUGCUUCACGGUGCACAAUUAUACUGUUCACUCAUGUAGAUCAGCUGAAAGGUAGAACUGUGGAGGACUACUUAAGGUAUCAGAGUCUAAAUAGAAUCUUUUGCAGUUGUGAAGGAAGGUAUCUGUCAUUCAACAAUGAUGAAAGGAGUAAUAGAGAACAGGUCAAACAUCUGUUUGAGAAGAUUGAAAGCAUGUUCAAAAUAAACAAAGGAGAGUUUUACACCAAUUACAUGUAUAAGGAGGCACAGCGAAAAAUCACAGAAGAGGAGGAGAGAAAGAGACAGGAGGAAGAGAGGAAAAAAGAAGAGGAGAGAAGGAAACUGGAAGAAGAAUUGAGAAGACAAGAAGAAGAGAGAAAGAAACAAGAAGAGGAGAGAAGAAAACUGGAAGAAGAAUGGAGGCAAAGGGAAGAGACACGAAAAGAGAAAGAGAGAAAGAGGCAUGAAGAUAAGCGAAGAAGAGAAGAAGACAGGAGGAGACAAGAAGAGGAGAGAAAGAGACAAGAAGAGGAGAGAAGGAAACAGGAAGAAGAAUGGAGGCAUCACGAAGAGACACAAAAAGAGGAAGAGAGAAGUCGUAUCGGAUGCCGGCUGGAAAACCACAUCAUCAUGGGCAGGGGUCUGGCCCGCUGGCGUCGCAGAGGAUGUUACAACGGCAGCCUGGACCAGGGGAUGGGAAGACUGGCGCGUCGGGGAUUUUUGUAG
Clupea harengus (Atlantic herring) is the source of this 1485-nucleotide messenger RNA. Its product is annotated as GTPase IMAP family member 7-like. The transcript has 4 exons. Lineage: Eukaryota; Metazoa; Chordata; Actinopteri; Clupeiformes; Clupeidae. The record is from RefSeq and is a predicted model, not a curated record. Bases 1 to 1485 code for a protein of 494 amino acids.